Molecule: messenger RNA, 1002 nt
Organism: Physella acuta
Lineage: Eukaryota; Metazoa; Mollusca; Gastropoda; Physidae
Product: loricrin-like
Source: RefSeq, a predicted model, not a curated record
AUGUGGGGGUCUAUGUGGGGGUCUAUGUGGGAGGCAUGUGGGGGUCUAUGUGGGAGGCAUGUGGGGGUCUAUGUGGGAGGCAUGUGGGGGUCUAUGUGGGAGAGAUGUGGGGGUCUAUGUGGGAGGCAAGUGGGGGUCUAUGUGGGAGGCAUGUGGGGGUCUAUGUGGGAGGCAUGUGGGGGUCUAUGUGGGAGGCAUGUGGGGGUCUAUGUGGGAGGCAUGUGGGGGGUCUAUGUGGGGGGUCUAUGUGGGAGGCAUGUGGGGGUCUAUGUGGGAGACAUGUGGGGGUCUAUGUGGGAGGCAUGUGGGGGUCUAUGUGGGAGGCAUGUGGGGGUCUAUGUGGGAGGCAUGUGGGGGGUCUAUGUGGGGGGUCUAUGUGGGAGGCAUGUGGGGGUCUAUGUGGGAGACAUGUGGGGGUCUAUGUGGGAGGCAUGUGGGGGUCUAUGUGGGAGGCAUGUGGGGGUCUAUGUGGGAGGCAUGUGGGGGUCUAUGUGGGAGGCAUGUGGGGGUCUAUGUGGGGGGUCUAUGUGGGAGGCAUGUGGGGGUCUAUGUGGGAGGCAUGUGGGGGUCUAUGUGGGAGGCAUGUGGGGGUGUAUGUGGGGGGUCUAUGUGGGAGGCAUGUGGGGGUCUAUGUGGGAGGCAUGUGGGGGUCUAUGUGGGGGUCAAUGUGGGAGGCAUGUGGGGGUCUAUGUGGGGGUCUAUGUGGGAGGCAUGUGGGGGUCUGUGUGGGAGGCAUGUGGGGGUCUAUGUGGGAGGCAUGUGGGGGUCUAUGUGGGAGGCAUGUGGGGGUCUAUGUGGGAGGCAAGUGGGGGUCUAUGUGGGAGGCAUGUGGGGGUCUAUGUGGGAGACAUGUGGGGGUCUAUGUGGGAGGCAUGUGGGGGUCUAUGUGGGAGAGAUGUGGGGGUCUAUGUAGGAGGCAUUCGGGGACCCAUGUGGGGACUGUGCGAGGAAUGUGAGGGUCUAUGUGGGAGGCAUGUUGAGGCUAUGUGGGAGGCAUUUUGA